CGACAACGACUAGCCAACAAUGUCUCGUUCGUUUUAUGUCGAUUCGUUAAUUCUCAAACAGCCAACUACUUUAUCUAGUCGGCCGGCCACCCCUAAUCUGGGUUUGUCGCAAGCUAUGGCUAGCCUUCAAUGUGCAGCAAGAGGCCAUCAGCAAGGAUUAAGCGGAAUGUGCUGCACGUCCUGUUCAGCAAUUCAAUUCAACCCUCUAGCUUCACAGUUUCCUGGAGCUUUGGUCAGACAUACAAACCGUCCUAGAAAUGGUUUUUUUUCUCCUCCUAAAAAACUAGCUCCUUCCGUGUCACCUCCGUCCUCUGUACACGGACCUGCUGAUGAUCUUCCAAGCUCUAAGAGAAUGAGAACAGCAUUUACAUCGACUCAAUUACUCGAACUCGAGAGAGAAUUUUCUUCGAAUAUGUACCUAUCUCGUUUGCGAAGAAUAGAAAUUGCAACAUAUCUAAAUUUAAGUGAAAAACAAGUGAAAAUAUGGUUCCAAAAUAGAAGAGUAAAGUAUAAGAAAGAAGAAGUUGGAAAUGAGAAGAAUAAAUGCCGAUGCUGCUUAUUAAGGACUUGUAGUUCAAAGAAGAAGGAAGACGGUGAAAUGAGAGCAGCCGAUAGUUCAUCAAUUAUUGAAAAAAGUUCCGAAGAAGAGGAUGAUAUAGCAUCGUCGAUGGAAUUAUCUGUUGACUAAAAAAUGAGGAAUAGUCAAUAAAUGACUUUUCAUAAUGUGCCGUCUUCUGUAUUUUAUUAUAAUGUAUAGAAAAUUAUUUUGCUAUCCUCUAUCUCUCUGUUUCCACUCAUUUCCCAUUUUACACUCUUGCGUGUAUAUGUGUAUAAACAGCGUCAAUAGUGUAUAUAUUUUUACUUCUAUGCAUGUAUACGGAACAUACUUUAUGUAUUAUUUAUGCAUCUAAUAUUCAAUAUAAAUAUUUAUACUAUGACAGACUUUUCUACAAUUUAUUACUUUUUGCAUAUUAAGCCAACUUUCAAGGAAAGAAUACAUUAUGAUGCUG
Molecule: messenger RNA, 1010 nt
Organism: Dimorphilus gyrociliatus
Lineage: Eukaryota; Metazoa; Annelida; Polychaeta; Dinophilidae
Source: the annotation of a GenBank genome assembly